Messenger RNA from Pyrenophora tritici-repentis Pt-1C-BFP, 324 nucleotides. RefSeq lists its product as uncharacterized. The record is from RefSeq and is a predicted model, not a curated record. Lineage: Eukaryota; Fungi; Ascomycota; Dothideomycetes; Pleosporales; Pleosporaceae.
AUGGUGGACCAGUAUAACAAGCGGAAAGUAGAGAAGAUGACGGGCAAGAAAUGUGACGUAUGCGACACUCCACUGUACAGCGACCCCAGUAACUGGGACUACGAGACAAGCCUUCCCGAGUGGGCUCUGCCACCGCCGGGCUACGACGGAGCUACGGAGCCGACAAAAGAGUCGGAUCCGCUGGCCAUUGACCUUCAGAAGCUGAAACUAGAGGACGCGAGAAAUGUGUGCCAGACACAGUUUGAGGCUACUUCGAACAAUGUAGCUGGAACUGGAAUUAGUGAUGCAGUAGACCAACCUGUAGCUGCAAGUGCAGCUGCUUGA